Scleropages formosus (Asian bonytongue) is the source of this 1165-nucleotide messenger RNA. It is a transcript of the gene txndc17, whose product is annotated as thioredoxin domain containing 17. The transcript has 4 exons. The record is from RefSeq and is a predicted model, not a curated record. Gene Ontology annotation, cellular component: cytosol. NCBI's taxonomy places the organism in Eukaryota, Metazoa, Chordata, Actinopteri, Osteoglossiformes, Osteoglossidae. Gene Ontology annotation, molecular function: protein-disulfide reductase [NAD(P)H] activity. Bases 272 to 643 code for a protein of 123 amino acids.
UCAAGGCAGUGCAUGCAAAAAAAAAAAAAAAAAAAAUCUCAUAAACGUUUAAACGUCCCUCUUAUUCCCUAUUUUCUAUAACCACAGUUUACAACGUAGUAUUUUUUUGUAUGUUUUUGAAAAGGUUUUCACGUGAACAGGAAGUGACUGGAUGCCCAGAGCACAGUGUAAGCGUGCGGCGGGCCGAUAGAUCACAGCGCGCGCAGCUGAGGCUCCUUCACGAUCUCCUCGUCAGACUUUCAGUGAGGAACUGCCCGUCGCUCUUCUAAAUAUGACACAGUACGAAGAGGUCAAGGUUCGGGGUUACGAUGAGUUUUGCAAGGCAGUGUCGGAGAGGACAGGCAAAGACAUUUUCGCCUACUUUUCGGGCGACAAAGACGCGCAGGGAGUGAGCUGGUGUCCCGACUGCGUUAAAGCGGAGCCGGUUGUUCGAGGAGAGCUGGCACAUCUUCCUGAAGGAUCUGUCUUCGUUUACUGCCAAGUUGGGGACCGGCCCUACUGGAAAGAUCCCAACAAUGAAUUUAAGAAAGUACUGAAGCUCAGCGGUGUUCCCACGUUGCUGCGAUAUGGCACGCCUCAGAAGCUUGUGGAGGAAGAGUGCUUCAAACCAGAACUGGUGCGGAUGAUGUUUACCGAGGAUUGAUAGAAACAAGGGCUCCAUGUCAGUCUGCCACUCAAAAAUUUUGCGAUAUUCAACGGCACCUCUCCUCCAUAUGCCUUAAUGAAAUCAAUAUUUUGCUUCACGUCAGUUGCCCUCAAUUUCAGUCUUCCUAUUUGUGUGCAGUACAAAUGAUUUUUUUUUAAAGCACAGCAGUCUGAGGUGUGCUUUUGUGCAUUGGGAAAUUAGUAAUGUGCUAGAAGUUAUCAGUUGCUUUUACACCUUUUCAGGGUAACGCUCACUUUGAACACAAGACUGUUCAAAUUUUUGUCACUAUUCUAGUAAGACCUUGAACAUUAUAGUCAAAAAAACUGCAGUUCUUUAAGGUGAUAUAUAAAUUGACAUGAAAUAUUAAUCUCUGAAAUAUUGGUGUCAAGCCAUUCAUAUUCCUGAGACCAGUGAACAGCGUUUGAGUUUCCGAAAGGUGAUAUUGAUUAAAUGUAUCGGUUGUGUUGCUCUCAGAAAGAAAUCAUGUGCAUUAAUAAAGCUCAAAUACGAUGCUCUUCA